AUGACCUUUUCUUUUUCCUAUCCCACUCUCUGCUCCGUUUCGCUCGCUGCCUUUUGCCUCGGCUGGAUCGUCUAUCAAAGAUUCCUCUCCCCCCUCUCCCAGAUUCCGGGCCCUUUCUGGGCUUCUAUCUCGCGGCUAUGGUAUUUGCGGAAGAUCAAUGCGGAGGACAUGCACCGCUACACAAAAAAAUUGCAUGAUCGAUAUGGGCCUAUCGUGAGAAUUGCUCCCAACGAGUGCUCCGUGUGCGAUCCUCAAGCCUGGAAGGAAAUCUACGCUGUCAACGGUGGCUUCACCAAGACGGAUUUCUACCUCACCCAGGCACCAAAUCUCUCUCCGCACGCCGACAGCUUCACGCAGCUGGACGAGAAGAGGCACACGUUCCGUCGCCGCAUGAUCCAGCACAUAUUCGCCUUUAAGACGGUUCUGGAAAACGAAAAAUACGUGGAUCCUGUCAUCGAGCUGUUCAUGCAGCGCAUGGGAGAGCUCGCCGACAGAGGUGAUGCAUUUGACAUCUCUGAGUAUACGUUUGACGUUAUCGGCGAGUUGUUCUUCGGCCGUGCGUUUGGAUUCCUACGCGAAAGUAAAGAUAUCGGAGGCUACAUCGCCGCUGUGGACAUCAUCCUACCGCACGCUAUCCGUAUGGCAGUGCUUCCAAAGGUCCUGUGGCCGCUGCAGAUCCUUAUGUUACCGUUUUCAGCGACAUUCAGGCACGGCGUAUCAGUGUUCAAUUCUUUGACCGCAGUGUCGAAGAAGCUGGUAGACGAGCGUGUCGAAUCGGGCAAAGGCCGGCCGGAUAUGCUCGAAAAGCUGUUGGAAGUAAGCCGGGAAAAGUCUCCAGACUUCGAUAUCACGGAUGUGUACACUGAGUCGUACACGGCCAUCUUUGCUGGCAGCGAUACUACUGCCAUUGCUAUCCGCUCUGCGCUGUACAACCUUUGCAAGAAUCCCGACACCUACACGAAGCUGCAGGGUGAGAUCGAUCGACAUGAAGCCGAGGGCAAGCUCAGCCCAAUCGUCACGUACGCCGAGGCUUCGAGGAUGCCUUAUUUGUCUGCAGUCUGCAAGGAGGCCAUGCGUGUGUUCCCACCAAUUGCUCUCACGUUCCCGCGUCACGUCCCCGAGGGUGGUCGCGAGCUCUGCGGUCAUUAUAUCCCGGCUGGAUACCGCGUUGGCGUGAAUCCAGCUACAUUCCACUUUGUAAAAUCGAUCUUUGGCGAGGAUGCGGACGACUUCAACCCUGAUCGCUGGUUCCGCUCCGAGGCGAAGGAAAUGGACAGACACAUGUUCCAAUUCGGACAGGGUACACGUCAGUGCAUUGGAAAGAAUGUUGCUGCUGUGGAAAUGUGGAAGUUUCUUCCACAGUUCCUUCGCUCUUUCCGCAUCGAGCUUGUCGAUCCAAAAGCAGAAUGGAAGGAAAUUAAUUACUGGUUUGUCAAGCAAGUUGAUAUCAACGUUUGGGUGUAUAGGAGGUAA
Messenger RNA from Lasiodiplodia theobromae, 1473 nucleotides. RefSeq names its product Pisatin demethylase. Gene Ontology annotation, molecular function: iron ion binding; oxidoreductase activity, acting on paired donors, with incorporation or reduction of molecular oxygen; heme binding. The record is from RefSeq and is a predicted model, not a curated record. The coding region runs from base 1 to 1473 and encodes 490 amino acids. Lineage: Eukaryota; Fungi; Ascomycota; Dothideomycetes; Botryosphaeriales; Botryosphaeriaceae. The transcript is spliced from 5 exons.